Rubroshorea leprosula is the source of this 1750-nucleotide messenger RNA. The record is from the annotation of a GenBank genome assembly. NCBI's taxonomy places the organism in Eukaryota, Viridiplantae, Streptophyta, Magnoliopsida, Malvales, Dipterocarpaceae.
ACCAUAGCGUAGUUUGAUUGCAGAGCCCAUGUUUAGGUGAUUCGUCUUACAUAAUUUGUUUUAUAUAAUUUGUCUGUCUUUAUAAUUUAAUUUGUACAGGUGGUGACUCCAAACUUUUUAAUCUUUGCACUUAAUUUUCAAUUUUUUUUAUCCUUUUAAGUGGAUUCGUCAUUACAUACAACAUGGGAGAACUAGUUAAAUGGCUGCCCGUCAACGUGUGUUGAAUAAGUAGGGGAUGGCGCAAAUGAAUAACACUAUCCAGGUUCGUAUAGAUGGCUGGAUGGCUGGAUACAGGGCCUUCCUGCCGAAUCUUCAUAGCAUAAAAUUUUUCAAGUGCCUCAUUAUUUACGAGAGCUAAAUGAAGAAGCCUAUGAACCUACAAUCGUAUCUAUUGGCCCUUAUCAUCGUCAGAAAGAUCAUUUAAAAGCAAUGGAAACACACAAGGUGCGUUUUCUAAAAGACCUUCUUCAACGAAGAAAUGAGAAUAGUACUCAAAGAUAUGUGGAGGCCAUGACAGGCAUGAUGGAAAGUGCUCUUAACUGUUAUUCAGAAUCUUUGGGCAUUUCUCAUGAAGAAUUUAUAGAAAUGAUGGUUAUUGAUGGAUGUUUUAUUGUUGAGCUAAUUCACAAAAUAAGAGAGGGAAGUUGGCAGCAGGAUUCUAUCUUAAAUGUGAGUCAGAUUUUCACAAACAUUGUGAAAGAUUUGAUACUAGUUGAGAAUCAACUUCCCUUUUUUGUACUAUGAGAGUUUCUAGGCAACGCCUUUGAAGAUCGAUUCCGUUGCAUUGAUGUCAUUAUUGGGUUUUUUGAAGUAAUGAUGCCAGGGCUCACGGUUCAUCUAACCUAUGAUGAAAAUUCAAUAAAAAAGGUCAAGCAUCUAUUAGACUUAUUACGCACCAAUUGGAUUCCUUCAGAUGAUGCUAUGCAUGAAUACAAGAAUGUGCAAGAAAUGAAAUUCAUACGUUCUGCUACAGAACUAAGGGAGGCAGGAAUCAAGUACAGAAGGGGUAAGGGAUGCAACUUGUUUGAUAUAAAGUAUGAAAAUGGGACACUUUACAUUCCAGCUUUGAGUCUUGAAGAUCAUACUGAGAGAUUGUAUUCAAUAUCAUUGCCUGUGAAAGGUUCACUGAUGAUGGAUCUCCAAAAUACUUGACCGAAUGCAUGUCAGUCAUGGAUUGUCUCAUUGAUACAGGAAAGGAUGUGGAGUUACUUUUUCACAAAGGGAUAAUGCAUCACUGGUUAGGCAAUGACGAAGCAGCUGCUAAGAUAUUUAAUAGGCUUUGAACUGAAGUCAUCAUUGACAAAAAUAACUUCUUUUAUGCCAAGUUAUUUAAUGAUGUCAACAGACAUUACUACCAACCUUGGAACAAAAGGAUGGCAGGCUUGAGGCACAAUUAUUUCAACACUCCAUGGGCUUUGAUCUCCUUUCUUGCAGCAUCUUUCUUCCUUCUUUUUACCCUACUUAAAACAACAUUCACAAUUUUCCCUUGGUCUUGAAAGUGCCUCAAACCUUUAGUAUGGAGGGAACAACGUCAAUUAGCAGAUAGCAUCGAGGUGUGUGAGAAGUGCAGGGGGUUAGGAUGCAUGCAUAGACUAGUUUGAAAUGUUUUCAUACAUAUCCUUUUGCGUCUUGCUUUAGUUAAUAAGUGCGUAUCUAUUUUAGUGCCAUGUUUUUCUUUCUCUGUUUGGUUGGGUUUCUUUAGACUUCUAAACUAUAAUGUAUUUUUUCGGUAUAAAAUCUACUUAAUGAA